Molecule: messenger RNA, 2971 nt
Organism: Asterias rubens (European starfish)
Lineage: Eukaryota; Metazoa; Echinodermata; Asteroidea; Forcipulatida; Asteriidae
Product: mitochondrial ribonuclease P catalytic subunit-like
Exons: 8
Coding region: 40-2058 (672 amino acids)
Biological process (GO): mitochondrial tRNA 5'-end processing; tRNA 5'-leader removal
Cellular component (GO): mitochondrial ribonuclease P complex; mitochondrion
Molecular function (GO): protein binding; ribonuclease P activity
Source: RefSeq, a predicted model, not a curated record
CAAGAGCACACGUGUUGAAGCAUAGAGGUAAAUCCGCUGAUGAAAGUCCAUGGAAAGUGUACAAGUUACACAUGUAUCAAAAAAAAAUUGACAGGAGCAGGACUUGAACCAUGGAGGAAGAACUUGAAUUAUCGUCGUAAUGACCUCCAAAUUGACAGUAUUUUUUCGAGAUUGAAAAGGGAAGGUACUAUUAACAAGUUGACAAUGAUUGGGUUCAGGGAAUCAGCCCAUGGUCUUCUCAAAGGUAGCGCUCAAACUGCUAUGAGGCGCAAGACGAGGCAGGUUUCUGGGUUCUGUUCCAGACAGUUAUGGACAUUCCUAGAGUACUCAAAUUCUCCUUAUGUUACCAAAAGUCAACCUGGCCGCAAUGUCACCACAAGUUUUCUGAAACGUUGCACAGGUGUGAGGUUUCCAGCUUCAAGGUUUCUUAGCUUCCACAACAGUUUCUACCUCAGUGGACAUAAUGCUUACGAUGUGUCGCAGAUACAAAGGUUUUCAACUUCAAACAUUUCAUUCAAAGGUCUCCAUCAAGAGGGUAGAGAAAACCUGAAGUUAAACGGCGAUACAACAGAGAGUUGGUUUGAAAGCAGAGAUGGUCUUAAAGAAGAUGUUCAAACAUCAUCUGAUCGUGCACUUGAAGAAGACGAGUAUCUGUCAAUUGAACAAUGGAAAGCACUUAAAGAUGAGUGGAUUAAUAACACCCGCCAGCCAAAGGACUUGUUUGAAACACGCACCAUGGGUAGGCUGUGUAAACAUUUACUCCUUCAGAAAGGACGGUCACUCUUGGAGUUUGUCCAACAAGAAGGUAUUCCCCAGACCUACCCAUUGAUGGGCGCCUAUCUGUAUCUAUGUGUCAGACAGGAUGACCACAAGGAACUCUUUGAUAUCUAUGACUGGUUUAUAGCCAACAAUCCAGUUCUAGAAUCAGGAGUCUUAACUAAUCUCAUCACUGGGUUCUGCCAGACCAGUCGCUGGAGGGAGAGCCUUAAAUUCCUAGAGGAUACCAAGCAGUUUGGCAACCCAUCAGCACGCAACUACCACUCGCUGAUAACUGCUGCGUGUGAUCACAGCGACUUAGACCUUGUUGAACACCUUCUUCAAGACAUGGACAGUCAUGAUAUAAUUCCAUCUGAGAAGACUUGGGUCAAGCUCUUGGAAGUCUUCCACUGUGAAACAACAGACCUUGCAGUUUUUAAUCGAAACGCCAAAAUCAUUACUAACCUUCUGUGGUAUUUACGUGGAAAGAGGAGCUACCCUUCUGUGGUGGUGGGAUCAGAGCUUCAGAAAUGGUUUAAUAGGAAAAACGGUGAGGAAUGGAAAACAUCAAUGACUCGGAUUAAGAAGAAUGGGAAGUGUAGAUCCUGCCACUCAGAAAUAGAAUCAUUGGACAUUAGUGAAGAAGAUUUCCUCAAACUACGUCACCAGAUUAUUGAGAAGGUUAUUAAAGGUGGUGAUGUCUACAAGAAGACAAGACCGGACGAGUUAAAAGCCUUCAUGAAAUUCGUCCAAGAGGGUGCCCCAUAUGAUGUCAUUGUGGAUGGUCUAAAUGUAUCGCACAUAAACAGAACCAAGUUUCCAAGCAAACUGUUGCGACAGUUUGUUGUGUACCUGUCUCAAGAAUGCCGUCUGAAGUGCCUGGUACUAGGCAGGCAGCACAUGCUUCGUCCCAGUCAGAUAUGGAACCAACAUCAUAUGGAGGUCAUACAAGACGUCGCAGACUGCUUCUUCAUAGAGAAUGUAUCUGAGGAUGACCCUUUUAUGUUGUAUGCUACCCUGCUAAGUGGACCCAAGGCUUGCUAUGUAUCCAGGGACAUGCUACGAGACCACAAGGCCUUACUAGACACACAGACCCAUGUCUCAUUCAUAAAGUGGCAACGAGGGCAUCAGAUGUAUCCACUGGUCUUCACGGAGGGAAAGGCACUAUUCAAACCCAGGAUUGUUCAUGAUACAGUGAUACAAUACAGCAACUCAACAUGGCAUAUACCCUGUGAUGACGGCAGCCCACGCUACUCCUAUCAAGUACCUCUAGAUUGGCUGUGUGCAAAGCGAGUCAAAUGAAUCGCUGAUCAAAUCCAUGAUCAAACAUUUUAGGGGGUGCUAAAUCUGUCACAGAGCUGGAGCAUCUAGAGCGAAGUCUUUGAGCUCUUUGUUUUCACAGAACUCAGGAAAAGUACCAAGGGUAAACCAACAAAAAAUUCAUAUUCUAUAUCUCAAUGCAAGUUUAACAUCCAUUUCAUUUGUAUGUUGUUUGGGCUAAUACCGUGUGGGAGAUAGGAGAGUUCAAUCAAACACCCUGCAUGAUUGGUUGGUGAUCCAACCACCUGGCUGUGUCAACAACAAAAUAUAAAACAAGAAUGGUGUGUUGACAAACAGAAAUGACCCGCUGAGAUUUUUUUCUCAUUCUUUAGUUAUUUCAUGGAUAACUUUUCUUUUGUUUUAGCCACAAUGACCUUAAUAUUAAAUUAAUCUUCUCUAAAUUAUUACACGCAUGCACACACACAUGGAAGGACAAGGCAAACACUAUACAUGUAAAUGCCCCUUCUGUGCUGGCGGGGCAUAAAAACGCUUGACGCGACCCCAGUCAAAAAUGGCGUCUAUCAGAAACUAUCCAUACAGUCUUACUUUUGUAUUUUAAUUCCAUCAUAAGUAAAGUGUUGUGAAAAUAGCAGCUAAACAAGUUACAAUAUGUGGCCUUUUUUAGUACACAUUGAUUAAAAAUCAUAUGAUGCAAUCUCCAUAUAAUGUCAGAUUUUAUGUUUUUGUCCGACUGUGUACAAAUGGUGCCUACUGGAACUCCAGGCUCCCUUACUCUUAAAAAGGGCACUGUACACCUUUUCAACUCACCAGGGAUCACCUUAGGGGUUUUAACCAUAGCACUUGGAACAGCAUCACUUAAAGGAAAAUAACAAUAUUUUCUCUAAAUGUAGAAUGGAAUGUGAAUGAUCUUAAAAUAAACACUCGGUGUAAAUAA